This is a messenger RNA of Raphanus sativus (radish), 2105 nucleotides long. Its product is annotated as mitogen-activated protein kinase 19. Gene Ontology annotation, biological process: protein phosphorylation; intracellular signal transduction. Lineage: Eukaryota; Viridiplantae; Streptophyta; Magnoliopsida; Brassicales; Brassicaceae. The record is from RefSeq and is a predicted model, not a curated record. Gene Ontology annotation, molecular function: MAP kinase activity; ATP binding. Gene Ontology annotation, cellular component: cytoplasm; nucleus. The coding region runs from base 264 to 1928 and encodes 554 amino acids. The transcript is spliced from 7 exons.
AAGAGGAAACUACUAAAUUAGAAUCACACGGAAACAGAGAAUCACAAUCUGUAUUAUAAAACCAAACCAACCAUCUCUCUUCUUCAAAUUCUCUAUCCUCGCUUUCUUCUUCUUCUCCGAUCUCUGUAUCUUGAGGCUCGUUAGGGUUUUGGCUGCUGGGAUUCUUUGGUCACUAAUAUUUAGAUAGAAGGUUUUUUGAAUCUGAGGAAGACGAUAGGUUUGUCGAAAGUGCUCACCUUUAUACUAACUGGUUGCUGAGAACGAUGCAACAAGGUCAGGUCGUGAAGAAGAACAUGAAAGAGGCCGAGUUUUUCACCGAGUACGGCGACGCGAACCGCUACCAGAUCCUCGAAGUCAUCGGGAAAGGAAGCUACGGAGUGGUCUGCGCAGCCGUGGACACCCACACGGGAGAGAGAGUCGCGAUAAAGAAGAUCAACGACGUCUUCGAACACGUCUCCGACGCGCUCCGCAUCUUACGAGAGGUCAAGCUCCUCCGUCUCCUGAGGCAUCCGGAUAUAGUCGAGAUCAAGAGCAUCAUGCUCCCGCCUUCGAAAAGAGAGUUCAGAGACAUCUACGUGGUGUUCGAACUCAUGGAGUCGGAUCUUCACCAGGUCAUCAAAGCUAACGAUGACUUGACGAGGGAGCAUCAUCAGUUCUUCCUUUAUCAGAUGCUUCGUGCCUUGAAGUAUAUGCACACAGCUAAUGUAUACCAUCGUGAUCUUAAGCCGAAGAACAUACUCGCUAAUGCUAACUGCAAGUUGAAAGUCUGCGACUUUGGAUUAGCAAGAGUGUCGUUUAAUGAUACCCCUACCACAGUCUUUUGGACGGAUUAUGUUGCUACAAGAUGGUACAGGGCACCUGAGCUCUGUGGAUCAUUUUGUUCUAAGUAUACUCCAGCGAUUGACAUUUGGAGCAUUGGUUGCAUCUUCGCGGAGGUGUUAUUAGGGAAGCCUUUGUUUCCCGGGAAAAGCGUAGUCCAUCAGUUAGAGUUGAUCACCGAUCUUCUCGGUACACCAAAGGCAGAGACCAUUGCAGGAGUUCGAAACGAGAAAGCUAGAAAAUACUUGGGAGAAAUGAGGAAGAAAAGCCUCGUCCCUUUUACUCAAAAGUUCCCUAACGCAGAUCCUUCAGCGCUGCGCCUGUUGCAAAGACUGUUGGCUUUUGAUCCGAAGGAUAGGCCCACUGCUACAGAGGCGCUGGCUGAUCCUUACUUCAAGGGACUGGCUAAGGUUGAAAGAGAACCGUCUUGUCAGCCGAUCUCGAAGAUGGAGUUCGAGUUUGAAAGAAGGAGGUUGACGAAGGAUGACAUUAGAGAGCUAAUAUACAGGGAGAUACUAGAGUACCAUCCUCAGCUUCUCAAGGAUUACAUGAACGGUUCUGAUGGCUCAAGUUUCUUAUACCCUAGUGCUAUUGGUCAUCUGAGGAAACAGUUUGCUUACUUAGAAGAAAAGAGCGGCAAAAGUGGGCCAAUCAUACCACCUCCAGAGAGAAAGCAUACUUCACUUCCACGGUCCACAGUGGUGACAACCUCCUCCAAUGCUCCAACUAAACCUUUAGGACCUCCUCCAAGGAUACCUUCAGGUAGUAGACCAGGCCGUGCUGUGGUGGAAUCAUCUCUAACUUAUGAGAAUAGCAGGACAUCGUAUUGCAGAAGCACUACUCCACAGCAGACCGUUUCUCCCAACUGUUUCUUCCAUCCCAACGCCAUGAACCAACAAGAGAAGCGUGGCGGUGGUACAGAAGCAAAACCGCAGUUCGCAAAGCCAGCUGAGCUGAACCCUAACCCUUAUGUCGUCCAAACACAGCAUAAGGUGGGUAUUGAUGCUAAGCUGUUGCAUGCACAGUCCCAGUAUGGUCCUGCUGGAGCUGCUGCGGUUGCAGUAGCGGCACACCGGAGCGUAGGAACGGUUGGGUAUGGCAUGUCUUAAAUGAUUUUUUAGCAAAUUUGUGUUGGUGUCAGGUUAUUUUGAUUGCCAGAAACUCCUCUCCCCCCCCCAUGUUAGUCAUUGUAUAAUGUAAAGUAUUAUUUGAUCAAGCCUGACUUUAACGAACAAAAUUUGAGAGAUUGUGUAAUAAUAAUAAAGAAAGGUUCAGUUUUAACCCAA